Molecule: messenger RNA, 5468 nt
Organism: Bombus pascuorum
Lineage: Eukaryota; Metazoa; Arthropoda; Insecta; Hymenoptera; Apidae
Gene: MICAL-like
Product: EH domain-binding protein 1-like
Exons: 11
Coding region: 990-4313 (1107 amino acids)
Molecular function (GO): protein binding
Source: RefSeq, a predicted model, not a curated record
GAAUCCAUGUAUACUGAGCUGGGAAAGUUUAUUUUAGAUAAGAAAAAUAUAUAUAGUUUCUUAGAAAAAUUUUAACACGUUCAAAUACACUUUACAUUAUAUAUAAUAUCAUAUUAUAUAUAUUUAUGAGAAAAUAUAAAGUAAAGCAUGCUGGACAUAAUUCAAAUGUCAGUAAUCGUAUGUACUUAACCUAUAUUAAAAGAUAGAUUUAAAACUAACUGUAAUAUGUACAUAUAUUACGUAACAUUUAUAAAAAAAAAGAAAGAAACAAGCUUCUUGAUUAAAGAAUGAAAAAAAGAUAAUGAAAAAUGAAUUAUUAAAAAGUUUAAGAAGAAGGGAAAGUAAAACAGGCGGAGCUUAGAAUGUACGAGGAAGAUAGCCAACAAAACAAUAAGAAAAGAAAGAGAGAGCAAGGGGUGGUGGCGUGAAAUUAAACGCAUGCUACUUCGGCUACUCGUUGCGUUUCAGUCACUGGAUUGCAGGCACGGUGUGAAUGCUGUUUCGGAGUGUCUUCGACCGGUCUUGACUAGUGUUAAUCAAUGCUUUCCAUAUGAAAGUGAAGAUAUAUAAACAAAACUCCUAAAGUAUUGCUAGUUCGCUUUUGGUUUAAAACAUUUAUUUAGUUUGGGAUAUAUAUUUAUUGUACUUAUACAUUAAGGUUAGAAAAAGUAUUGGAUAAGUUGAUGUAUCAGAGUGUACACAAAAAACAGUAAAUACAUAGAAUAGGAUCAUUUAUCGAAAUGAAGUGAAUUAAGACAAGUGAAUUAAGAAAACAUGAUGUCAUUUUUUGUUCGUUGAAGAAUUCAGAUUGCAGUCUUAGAGUGCCGACAUUGCCAACAGAAGGAUUGAAGCUGGUGGCAAGCAGAAACAGGUCAUGCGAAUGACGUAAGAGUUCCCGUGCAAGAGUUCAAGGACAGAUUAUUGCCAUCUCGUCCAUACAAGGAUAAAAGAAGAUUUGAAAGAUUAUAAAGAAUAAUCAAAAGUUUAAGAUGGGCGAAAGGCGAGGUACAAAGGCAUUAGAAUUUUGGUGUCGGCGAAUAACUGAGGGUUAUCCUGAUGUAAACGUGCAGAAUAUGACAACUUCUUGGAGAGAUGGCCUCGCUUUUUGUGCAAUGAUUCAUCACUUCCGACCUGAUCUCAUUGAUUUUGACAGUUUAGACAAGAACGAUAUAUAUGGGAACAAUGAACUGGCUUUCAGAAUUGCAGAGCAACAUCUUGGAAUACCAGCACUUUUGGAUGCAGAAGAUAUGGCUUCCUGUGCUGUACCUGAUCGUUUAUCGAUCCUUACUUAUCUUUCACAGUUCUAUCAAACUUUCAAUGGUUCAUCUCCAGCACGAAUUCCAGCGAGUAGAACGACUGAAACCGUAGAGGAAAGAGUCACACAAGUGUCUGAAUCUCCGAAAGAAAAGGGAGCAACGUGUCUGGGUAGUAUGCGAAAGGAUGUCUGCGUUGUGUGUGGAUUUCCAAUUUUCCUAGCGGAAAAACUGGUCCUCGCCCAUGUUGCUUAUCAUCGUACUUGCUUUCGCUGCGCUCGAUGCAAUAAUCAGUUAACUAUUGGUAAUUAUUAUGAAACCGAAGAAGGGCAAUAUUGCUGUGAAACCUGCCCGGAUGAAGAUAUUCCAGUACAAAUAACGCAAAGUUAUGACUAUCCUACAUUUAGCGAAAUUGAAAAGAAUAACAUCGAUUCCAGUUGUCAGCAAUUUUUUAGCAAUGACGAAAACAUAAAUAAAAAACCGUUUAGUCGUAAUUCUAUCGAGCGGAUGGACCACGAAUCGAUCACGGAUCGUGUUGUUAUUCCUGAUUUAAUAGCGCAAACUUCUCGAUUACGGCUCAAUUUCAUAUCGAAUCAACUAUUUUCGGAAAAUGAUGAACAGAUUUCUCUUGAUAAUAUGCAUAUAAGUGAAAAUCGAAGUAGCAUCGAGGGAGAUGAUACAAAUUUAAAGACAGAAAGCAGAAAUUUAGUAUACCUAUCUAAUACUGAGUACGAAGGACAAAGUAAACUCGAAGAAGAAAAUAAACUCAAUCGUAUUGUCACUUGUUUAAAACUAGAACCUGAUAAUGCCGGGCUGUUGUUAAACACAAACGUCCAUGAUUACGUGCAUGACGUGCAUGACGUGCAUGACGUGCAUGACAUCCAUGAACGACUAAACGUUGAUAAACACGAACAGGAUCAAAUAACAGUAACUUCUGUAGCUUCGCUUCAUAAUGUAAUUAAGGAAACAAGAGCAUCUCAUAGCAACGACAAAGAAUUAUCGGAUGAGACUAGUUCUGAGAGCAGUUAUUCUAUAGUUGAAAAAAGAUGUAGAAUGUUUGAAAAGAAAAAAGAUGAUAUCGAAAGGAGUAAGCUUAAAAAUCAUGAUACCGAAGCAUUAAAAUUCAAGAUACAAACUAAAAGGCAUAGGACUAAAAAUAUAGGAAACAGUGAAAGUCCGAUAAUAAAUCCAGAUACGACAAUGCAAGAAACAGGCAUCGGUGAAGAUAACACUCGAAAAUAUAAUGCAGAAAGCUUCAAUAAAGACAGUUCGACACAGAUUGCUCCUUCCGAGUUACUAUCAUCGCGUGUAUCGAAAGUUAAUAAAACUUUACCAAUUCCUUUACAGAAUUCCAAUACAGAAAGUAUUGAACAUCAUACAUCUACGAUUGCGAACGAUAUUAAUGCAACAAACGUAAUAUGCUCUAAUUUUAAUGAAGAUUAUCCUGAAGAUUUAAACCCGUUUAAAAGUGACGAAGAACAGGAGGAGCCGAAGGAGGUGGAGGAGGUGGAAGAAGAAAAAGAAAAAGAAGAAGAAGAGGAAGAAGACGAAGAAGGAAUUACUGAUAAAUCCGUGACAACUAUGAACAGUUUAGUAACUACCAGAGAUCUAACAAAUCCUUUUGAAAAUGUAGAAGAAACAGAAAAGAAGGAAGUUAUUCUGCCAAUACCAGCUACGAGAAGUAAUUUUAAAAGUGGUAAAGCUAACCAACAUUUCGUAGAAGGAUCAACAAAACGACGUUUAGCCGCACCACAGAUUAAUCUAAAUCCCUUUUGGAGCGACGAAGAAGAUCACGAUAGCGAUUUGGAGUUCAAGGAGAGAACAUCUGAGAUUAUGCCUACUCCUAAACCACGCACAAUUAAGCACAACGAGCAAAGCCCAAGUAAAAAUGGACGAAAAACGAGCGACACUCGUGAUUAUUUAUACAUGUCAAAUAAUUGCUUAGGAAGCCCAGAAUCAGGGAUACGUACAGGAGGAGCUUAUAGGAAAAAGAAACCAGCACCGUUACCACCAAAUAAGAAGGAAUGUGUUUCCGAUCAGCGCACAUCUUCAAUGUCUAAACUACAAUGCAGUUCUGCCGAAUAUCGCGAUUCACCUUCGUAUAAAACAUUUAAAACACGUAAGCCAAGACCAGCUCCACCACCACCAAUUCCAGUGGCAAGUGGUUUUCAAGAGUGUCCUAUGAACAAAUCACACGAUGCCAAUGUAGAAUAUAACAUAUGGGAAGAUGAAAAGACUAAUAAAGAUGAAACAAAUAGAAAUAGACAGAGUUUUCCACACAUAACAUGCGAGGAAACUUUUCAUUGCAGAUCAUAUUUAGACAAAAGUAUGGAAGGAAAAUGGAAAAGGAAGAAAGGCCCUGCUCCACCUUGUCCAAUACCACAUAGAAGAAAGAUAAAAGUAAUGUCUCUUAAGGAUGUUAAGUUGGAGUUAGACGAAAUAGAACUGCAACAACAAGGCUUAGAAAAGCAAGGUGUCCGAUUGGAACAAUUGAUAAGAAGUAAAUGUGAAUCUGGAUCACAGAUUAGCGAUAUUUCCCUUGGAACAGAUGUAGAAGAAUUAGUCUUAGAGUUAUUUACUUUAGUAAACGAAAAGAACGAGUUAUUUAGACGACAAGCCGAAUUAAUGUUACUCCGAAGACAGCAGAGAUUAGAAGAAGAACAUGCUGAAGUGGAAUACCAAAUUCGAUGCUUAAUGGCACAAAAUGAAUCAACUAAAACGGAUUUUGAUAAACAAAGAGAAGAAGCGUUGAUACAAAGAUUGAUAGAAAUUGUUGAAAGACGAAAUGAAAUUGUCGACUGCUUGGAGAUGGAUCGUCGCAGAGAAAUAGAAGAAGAUCGGAGUAUACAUCGUCACAUGGAUCUAUUUGCUGCUAAAAAUAAAAACGAUUUAUCAUGCAAUGAUAUGGAUACAAGUGAAAAGAAAAAAAGAAAACAAAACAAAUUAAAGGAGAAAAUAAAAGAGAAGAGACUGAAAAGAAUAUUGAAGAAGGAUGUUGAUAAGGAUGUAGAUGAAAUGGAGUUGACACUAAAACGUCAUACUAAGCGAAAAUGGUUUUAAUUUAUUUCGAUACUUUACUUUUAACUACUUUAAUAUUUCAAUCGAAUAUUUUAAGUAAACGUUACUGUAUGUAACUCGCUAGAAAAUGCUACCUCGAAUUUCUCAUUCAAAGGGUCUUUAAAAUAACGUUCCAAAUGAAAGUACGUGCCUAUGAUUGCACACGAAGCGAUAUCUCGAAAUGUUUGAUCUAACAAAUUUUUAUUUAGAUAAGAUUGUAUAUUCUUCAUGUAUAUCGUCACGUAUACCGUUUAUAUAAAAUUAUCAAACAAUCUGAAAUAUGAAAACAUGGUCGAAUGAAACAGCAGCUGUUAUUAUUAAACGACUCGACUUUGGCAUCGUUUGGAUGCAGCCAUAAGAACGAAGGACUCUUCGAAUAAACGUUUACGUACAUUUGUUGUGCGUUUGGUUUCGAAAAAAUGUAAUAUUACGUUUACAAGUUAUUGUAGACGAAAGAGUAUUUUGUCAUUUAUAUUAUGAGUAUUAUGUAACGUUAGACAUUUAGGUUUUAGUAGUUGUAUCAAUGAAAAACUUCAUUUCCAAACGUUUUAUUACAACAAAAAUUAGAAUUGUGUAUCAACUCGUAUGCGCGCGAUCAAGAGAUAUUAUGGAUUACGCAUACCAUUUUGAAAACGUUGAAUCAAUUGUUUAGCAUUAAGCAGAGGUUAUAUAAAAACACUUGUCUUGUCUCGGACACUUAAUCUUUCGUUUUAGCAUUCAAGCGAUGCGUUUUGAUAGUCAUAAAUGAUUUCACGACAUUAUACAAUAUUUUGAAAAUGAAGGGAUAAAAAAUUGAUAUACUUUUCGAAGUUUGUUCGUUAAGACCUGAAACGAUUCUUUAAAACAGAAAGAAAUUCUCGUUCUAUGUAUAGUCACUGUUGGAAAUAUAGCGAUGUCUUAAAAUUAAUGAAGCAGUAAAUGUCAUAUAUUUUGACCGUUGCAACGAUGACUUAAAAAAUUUUGGGUGAAAUAAUAGAAAGACGUUAAAAUGACUUCGCUAUUUCCUUAUUGAUGAAAAUACAGGGUCAGUCAGUAGAAACUAUCAUCUGGAAUCUAUUCACUUUAUCUAUUCACUUUAUCAAAAACUGUUUGAAGUGAAAUAGAUUAUUGUAUUUAAGGGGUCUGGUCAAACGAAUAUAUUUUGUUUUUUUAACACUA